AAAGUUAAAAACAAAAAAAGAAAAGAAGACAGAACAUACAAGAGUACGAGGAAGAGUAGGGCACGAAGAACAUAACUCCUCAGUUCUUCUACUGUCUUCUCCGCCAAUUCCAAUUUCUAGUUUCUUCACUUCGAAUUGUUAAUUAAUCCAGUCGAAUAACAUAGAGGAAUUUGAAUUUGUGAGCACACAGCAAUCAAGUAUAAACAAAAGAGCGAUGGCGACAGGUGGCAAUUCCCUACCAUCAGGAACAGACGGGUCGAAAAGAACCGUAUGCUACUUCUACGAUCCGGAAGUCGGAAACUACUAUUACGGGCAAGGCCACCCGAUGAAGCCACACAGAAUGCGCAUGACCCACGCUCUCUUAGCCCACUACGGAUUACUACAACACAUGCACGUAAUGAAACCCAACCCAGCUCGAGAAAAGGAUCUCUGCAGAUUCCACGCCGACGAUUACGUCUCAUUCUUGAGAAGGAUCACACCCGAGUCAACUCAGGACCAGUUGAGGCAGCUCAAGCGGUUCAAUGUGGGCGAAGAUUGCCCCGUGUUCGACGGACUUUAUAACUUCUGCCAGACUUACGCCGGCGGGUCGAUUGGUGGCGCGGUGAAGCUGAACCAUGGGCACUGUGAUAUUGCGGUUAAUUGGGCCGGCGGUUUGCACCACGCCAAGAAGUGCGAGGCGUCUGGUUUUUGCUAUGUCAAUGAUAUCGUGCUUGCCAUUUUGGAACUCCUCAAAACUCACGAGCGUGUUCUAUACAUAGACAUAGACAUACACCAUGGCGAUGGAGUCGAGGAGGCCUUUUACGUAACCGACAGAGUGAUGACUGUUUCUUUCCAUAAAUUCGGAGAUUAUUUUCCAGGCACAGGUGACAUAUUAGACAACGGAUACGGGGCGGGGAAAUAUUACGCGCUUAACGUACCGUUGGACGAUGGAAUCGACGACGAAAGUUAUCAAUCGUUAUUUAAGCCUAUAAUUAGUAAGGUGAUGGAGGUUUAUAGACCCGGAGCAGUCGUUUUACAAUGUGGGGCCGACUCACUUUCCGGUGAUAGAUUAGGAUGCUUUAAUCUCUCCGUUAAAGGUCAUGCCGAGUGCGUCAGAUUUAUGAGGUCUUUUAAUGUGCCGCUUCUUUUACUUGGUGGAGGUGGUUACACUAUACGUAAUGUCGCUCGAUGCUGGUGCUAUGAGACAGGGGUGGCGCUUGGAGUAGAGAUAGAUGAUAAAAUGCCAGAGCAUGAAUAUAUAGAGUAUUUCGGGCCGGAGUACACUCUUCACGUUGCUCCUAGUAAUAUGGAGAAUAAAAACUCGAGAGAAAUGCUCGAUGAAAUUAGAAUUAGUCUACUCGACAAUCUCUCCAAACUUCAGCAUGCUCCGAGUGUUCAGUUCCAGGAGCGCCCACCUGAUACUUACUUCCCAGAGGCGAACGAAGAAGAUGAAGAUAAUAAAGAUGAACGAAACUAUCCUGAAUAUGAUGGUAACAUUGAUUACGAAAGUAAACCUGGCAGGGUGAAAAUGGAAUUUCUUGAACCCGUGCCAAAUGAUAAGAAUGAAGAGGCCAUAGAUCAGCUUUCCAAAAAAGGUGGAGUCGACAGUCAUUGACACGAUAAACUCAAAGGGUUCUAUGUUAGCUGCAGAAGUCGAUGAUGGACCAUGUCUUAAUUCUGAAAAGGAGAACCCCGAAAAACCUGCAUGAUAAGAUUGAUCAGACAAUUACUUGACAUCCUAAAUUAAUCCUAUAAUGUAUAUGAUGGUUCGUAUUUUUUGGUUGCGCUCAAGGCAUCUGAAAGAUUUAAUCCCUCCCAUCUUUAAGUAAUUUUGGAUAAAAGGGCCUGUAAAAAGGCUCGAUAAUAUAAUCGUUAUUAUUCUAUUGUUGGUCUAAAAUUGUAAAUCCAACGUAAACUAAUGUAUAUUUUUCAUUUUUUUGCUAUGUUAUUAGAUGGUUUUCAAGAAGCGUAACUAUAUUUUGUUG
Erythranthe guttata (spotted monkey flower) is the source of this 1964-nucleotide messenger RNA. RefSeq names its product histone deacetylase 19. The record is from RefSeq and is a predicted model, not a curated record. NCBI's taxonomy places the organism in Eukaryota, Viridiplantae, Streptophyta, Magnoliopsida, Lamiales, Phrymaceae. Gene Ontology annotation, cellular component: nucleus. Gene Ontology annotation, biological process: epigenetic regulation of gene expression. Gene Ontology annotation, molecular function: histone deacetylase activity.